GUGAUUCCAAAAAUUCUUAAAGUUGGCAAUAUGAUGUAAACAUUUUCAAAUUUCUAUUAUCAAAUUGUUGACAGUUUGAUUUGCCAGGUAGAGGAAUAGCUAAUUAAAUUUAAAAUUUCGGUUGUUAAUGAAAUUGAAUGCAAAUGAAAAAUGAUCACAUCGACAUUAAAAGGCGUAUUUCCGGAACCGAAACCUACUUACAGGCGUAACUUCAUUAAAGAAAAUGUCAGCCGUAUUAAACAAAUGCAAGGUUUAAUUCCUUUAUCUGACCCAGACCUUCAGAGGAAGAGAAAAGAUGAUAAAUUCAAAAAUGUUCCUUCAAAACCAAGUGGUCAUUCCAAUGCUAAUCUCCAAGGCAGAACCAAAAUACAUUCAAGAAUUGGGACAGAUCCACAGAGACCAAUAUCUAAUAAUAAAUUAGAUCCGAAGGCUAAAGACACAAUAAGCAAAAUUCAAGUAGAAAAACAGAGAUUCUUAAGUCGUGGCAUUCAGACUGAAAGAUUGGAUGAUGUUACCAAAUUAUAUGAAACUGGUGUUAUUAAAUAUCCUAGUGCAGGUAUAAGGAGAUCUCCUAGAAAAGAUCUGAAAAAAUUCAAUCCCGAGCAAGGAGAUAAUACCACUGUUGAUGAACUUUAUGAAGCUGCUGACAAUUUAGGUUUGAAUGAAAAAAAUGAACAUAAUUUUGUGAAACAAAAUAUAUCUAACAUUAAGACUAAGACAGUGAAGAAUGAGUCUGCAAGAAAUCCUGCUCAACCUCCUCCCAACUAUCAGAAAGGAGUUGUUCCGAAAUAUCUGAAAGACAGGAGGGGACUUGAGAAGGCUGUGGAAGCUGAGCCAGAUUGUCCCCCAGGACAUAUUUUAUUGCCUGAAGAAGAACGUAAAGAAACUUUAAGGGUUUUAAGGCAGAGUUAUGCCGAUAGAGUACAAGAACUUAACUCCUUACCUGUACGAAGUGAUACUUUAAAAAUGAAGAAGAGAAAAAUGGACAUUGAAGAGGAAUUGAAAAAAAUUGAUGAAGGCAUCAAAGUGUUUCAGAGGCCUAAAGUUUUUGUUAAAAUCAACGCAUGAACAUUGACUGUGAUCUUUACCUUAGUGAUAUUUUUUUAUAGAACUGCAAUCAUUUUGUCCGUUUUGACAUGUAAUUCCUAUUUUGAAAAUUCUAGUCAUUUAUUCGAUUAAUUUGGUGCACCUAUUUCGAGUGCGAAUAAAAUGAUACACAAAGA
This is a messenger RNA of Harmonia axyridis, 1223 nucleotides long. RefSeq lists its product as uncharacterized. Bases 151 to 1068 code for a protein of 305 amino acids. The record is from RefSeq and is a predicted model, not a curated record. Gene Ontology annotation, cellular component: cytoplasmic microtubule. Lineage: Eukaryota; Metazoa; Arthropoda; Insecta; Coleoptera; Coccinellidae. The transcript is spliced from 4 exons.